Molecule: messenger RNA, 7973 nt
Organism: Aquila chrysaetos chrysaetos
Lineage: Eukaryota; Metazoa; Chordata; Aves; Accipitriformes; Accipitridae
Gene: ZNF827
Product: zinc finger protein 827
Exons: 14
Coding region: 651-4661 (1336 amino acids)
Biological process (GO): regulation of transcription by RNA polymerase II
Cellular component (GO): nucleus
Molecular function (GO): DNA-binding transcription factor activity, RNA polymerase II-specific; RNA polymerase II transcription regulatory region sequence-specific DNA binding
Source: RefSeq, a predicted model, not a curated record
GAACCCCGCCGGCCGCGCAGCGCCGCGCCGCGCCCGGAGCGCAGCGGGGGAGCGGGGGCACCUUCCCCUUUGCUCUGCCCGGGCGCGCGUGUGUGAGUGUGUGUGCGCGCGUGUGCCCGCCCGCCGGGGUGUGCGUGUGUGUGUGUGUGUGUGUGUGUCCCUGUCUGCCUCUCGCUGCCCGCCCGCCUGCCUGCCGCCCGCGGGCGAGCCGUGAGCGCCGCCGCCGCCGCCGCUGCCCUUUGAUCCCGGCGUUAGUGUUAGUUAGGGGCCGGGAGGCGCGCGGGGCGCAGCCCUCGGCACCGCCGCGCCAGCCCUCGCCCCGGCACGGCGCCCGGCGCCCGCUCGCCCGCCGGGAGCACAUCCCCGGCCGCUGAGGGAUACUGCGACCGGGGACAAGCCAGGUGCACGACCGGGUUGGGGGGGGGGGGGGGGGGGGGAGGAAAAAAGAAAGAGAGAGGGGGAGACGGAGCCCUUCGCGGUGGCUCCGGGAAAACCGGCUUCAGCCCCCUUUCCCCCGGCGAAGAGGGAAAACCCGCCCCGGUUAGCGGCUCCCCUGGGGGCCCCGGCUUUGUGGCUGGCUGUGCCCCCCCCUCCCGGUCUUAUUUGAUCUCCCGUUAAACCAAGGAGGAGAAUGUGAAAAAAGGGGGAAAAUGCCCAGGAGGAAGCAGGAGCAGCCCAAGCGCCUCUCUUCACAUGGUACCAGACAGGAAGAAGUGGAAGGUGAACUCAGUGAAGAAGAACGCUGGUUCGGAAAUUCUUCGGAAACUCCUUCAGAAGCCUCAUAUGGAGAAGUCCAGGAGAACUUUAAGUUGUCUCUUGAGGACAGAAUCCAAGAGCAGUCCACUUCCCCAGACACUUCUUUGGGAAGUGCAACUCCUAGCAGCAACACAGCAGAGCUGGGAUCCAUUGAAACUGAAGCACUAAGAGACACAUUACAGAGCAAAGAGCACCUUUCUCCUGAUGUGUCAUCUCUGUGUGAAGAAGAACCUCCUGGUCCAAAUAAGCCACUGAGUAGUAACCUGAGGCGGCUACUGGAGGCUGGCUCCCUCAAGCUGGAUGCUGCUGUUACAGUCAAUGGCAGAGUUGAGUCCCCUGUAAAUCUUGGCUCAAAUCUCUCCUUCUCUCCGCCUGCUCAUCAUGCCCAGCAGCUAAGUGUUCUUGCCAGAAAGCUUGCUGAGAAACAGGAUCAAAGUGACCAAUACAAUGCAAGUAGUCACUUUAUAUGGAAUCAAGGUAAGUGGUUGCCAAACUCAGCCACCACCUGUGGUUUGUCCCCUGAUUCAGCUAUCCUGAAACUGAAAGCUGCAGCCAAUGCCGUUCUGCAGGACAAAUCUCUUUCAAGGACUGAAGACACUAUAAGAUUUGAAUCCUUUUCCUCACCUUUUAGUUCUCAGUCAGCCAGCUCCACAUUGGCAGCUUUAUCUAAGAAAGUGAGUGAAAGAAGCAUGACUCCUGGGCAGGAGCACCCGCCUCCAGCUAGUUCUUUCCUUUCUCUGGCUUCCAUGACCUCUUCGGCUGCCCUUCUCAAGGAGGUUGCUGCAAGGGCUGCAGGCACCCUGUUGGCUGAGAAGAAGAAAUCACUGGUUGCUGAGGAUCCCCUGCAGCUUUCAGACAUGAAGCAAGAGAAAGCAACUCCACCACAGUCUUUGGAAUUACUGUUACUGCCAGUCCCUAAGGGAAGAGCGUCCAAACCCACUAGUACAGCCUCAGAGGAAGAAGGAGGAAAACCUUUCCAGUGUCCAAUCUGUGGUUUGGUUAUCAAGAGGAAGAGUUACUGGAAACGGCACAUGGUGAUUCACACAGGUUUGAAAAGUCAUCAGUGUCCACUCUGUCCGUUUCGCUGUGCACGCAAGGACAAUCUCAAAUCACACAUGAAGGUUCAUCAGCAUCAAGACAGGGGUGAGACCUUUCAAUGCCAGUUAUGCCCUUUUACCUCCUCCCGCCACUUCAGCCUGAAACUUCAUAUGCGUUGCCAUCAACAUUUCCUCAGGACAGAAUCCAAAGUGAAGGAGGAAAUACCAGAAACUGAGGUGAAGGGGUCACCACAGCUAAAUAGUGACUCCUGCCCAGGACCACAGAGGGAAGGAGGUGGACCUGACCUUACGGGAUCAGCAUCGGUAUCUAAAACACCUGAUGUGGCUGGGCAAUCUAGCGGAGGCAUUCCACCUUUACUAGUGAAAGAAGAGCCCAAAGAUGACAGUGGCAUCUCAGCUGUACCUUUUGCUCUUAGCACUGUCGACAGAGCCCCCAACAACACAAAGCUGAAAGACUCCUCUGAUUUUGUGGCCAAUACAGCAUCGGCACUGUUCAGCCAAGACAUCUCUGUCAAGAUGGCAUCAGAUUUUCUUAUGAAGCUGUCAGCUGCAAAUCAAAAAGAGCCCUUGACUCCUAAAUUUAAAGUGAAAGAGGAGCCUAAGGAUGAAGAAGCUGCAAGUUCAGCCUUGUCUCAGUCCAGCUAUGUGUUCAGCCAGGAGUCCGAAGCCUCAGCUCCAAAUGUCCCUGAGGAGAAACUCAAGCCACAGGAAGCGCAGGCAAAUGUGAUGAGGCAGGACAUGUCAGUCAAGGCAGCAUCUGAGCUCCUCAUGAAGCUCUCAGCUGAGAGUUACAAGGAAACCCAGAUGGUAAAGAUAAAGGAAGAACCAAUGGAAGUUGACAUUCAUGAUUCGCAGGCUUCAGUGUCACCCAGCCAACCCAGCCAAAAUGUUGGCUACAGCACUUUAUUAGGGCGAGACAUUAGUGAACACAUACAGAAGGCACCAGAAGGUCGUGUGCUCCCAGAAAGAAGUCUAUUCAGCCAAGAUAUAUCAGUGAAGAUGGCAUCCGAGCUGCUCUUCCAGUUAUCAGAAAAGGUGAGCAAAGAGCACAACCACAAUAAAGAUAACGCCAUCAGAACUACAGCCAGCCCUUUCUUUUCUGAAGACACAUUUAGACAAUCACCGUUCACUUCCAACUCAAAAGAUCUCCUGCCUAAUGAAACUACUCUUCAUGGAAGGACAGCUGCACCAGAAACAGAAAAGCUGGGGCUGGAGGUGGGAAAUGGAUUGCCAUCCUGGAAAUUUAACGACCAGCUCUUUCCCUGUGACGUGUGUGGAAAAGUGUUUGGUCGACAGCAGACUCUGUCCCGGCAUCUCUCACUGCACACAGAAGAGAGAAAAUACAAAUGCCACUUGUGCCCCUAUGCUGCUAAGUGCCGUGCUAACCUGAACCAGCACCUGACCGUCCAUUCUGUGAAGCUGGUGAGUACAGACACUGAGGACAUUGUCAGCGCUGUCACUUCUGAAGGCAGCGAUGGAAAGAAGCACCCUUAUUACUACAGCUGUCAUGUGUGUGGGUUUGAGACGGAGAUGAAUGUCCAGUUUGUCAGUCAUAUGUCCCUCCACGUGGAUAAAGAGCAGUGGAUGUUCUCUAUUUGCUGCACAGCAUGCGAUUUUGUCACUAUGGAAGAGGCAGAUAUGAAGGCUCAUGUCAACAGCAAGCACACAGCUGAAGAGAGGAAGACACCCAGUGAAUCUAACAGUCCAUCUUCAUCUUCGCUGUCAGCGCUGAGCGACUCUGCCAACAGCAAAGAAGAUGCAGACAUAACCCCCAAAACCAAGGGUUCAAACAACCUGCUAGUCAUUUCUGUAGUGCCUGGUAGUCAGACCUCAGUGAACACUGAAGAGAAGUCAGAGAAAGGCUUUGAAUGUGUUUUCUGUAACUUCGUCUGCAAAACAAAAAAUAUGUUUGAGCGCCAUCUGCAAAUCCACCUGAUCACACGGAUGUUCGAAUGCGAUGUGUGCCACAAGUUCAUGAAGACACCUGAACAAUUACUGGAGCACAAGAAAUGCCACACUGUCCCCACCGGUGGGCUCAAGUGCCCAUUCUGCAUCUACUCCACUAACCGCCCCGCAGCAAUGGAGUGCCACCUGAAGACUCACUACAAGAUGGAGUACAAGUGUCGGAUCUGCCAGACGGUGAAAGCAAAUCAGCUGGAGCUGGAGAUGCACAUCCGAGAACACCGCCUUGGCAACCAUUACAAGUGCGACCAGUGUGGCUACCUGUCCAAGACGGCCAACAAGCUGAUUGAGCACGUGCGUGUCCACACCGGUGAGCGCCCUUUUCACUGUGACCAGUGCAGCUACAGCUGCAAACGCAAAGACAAUCUCAACUUGCACAAGAAACUGAAGCAUGCUCCACGCCAGACUUUCAGCUGCGACGAGUGCCUGUUCAAGACUACCCAUCCUUUUGUCUUCAGCCGCCACGUGAAGAAGCACCAGAACGGGGACUGCUCUGAAGAGGAGAAGAAGGGCCAGUAUUCAACCUCCAAGGAAGCCAGUCCACUCCUACCCGUGAACAGCUCCAGAAACCUCCUGUCACCCCUCUCAGUUAUGUCUGCCUCCCAGGCUCUGCAAACAGUGGCUAUGUCAGCUGCACACGGCAGCGGGGCAGAGCCAAACUUGGCAGUGAAAGCCCUGGCCAUCAACGGCACUUCCCUGUGCUUUGAUAAAUACUGGAACUCGGAGUUUGCCCACCUUAUUCCUUUAACAAUGUUUUUCCCCAAAAACCACUACGAUCUCACAUUCCAUCCACCCAGACCUCAGACUGCACCGGGAGGUGCCUCUUCACCUAAACACUCCUUCCUUGCCUACCUUGGACUAACAGAAAGGGCAGAAACUGUCUGAGGGCAGUUACAUUCUGUACCAAAAAUACCCCAACAAACCCAGCAGGUAGACAUUGCUGCAAAACGUAGACCGAAGAGGUAACGAACACUUGUACUAUAUCAUUAGUAACGUUUAGAAAAUGGCUCUGUGUGUAUACUUAUUGCAUUGACAUGAAAGCUGCUUUAUUAAAUCUUCAAGAGGUGACCUACUGCAUACUUCUACCUUCAGAGGCAUGUUCCCAGUACUCUUAUCUAAGAAACUAUUUUGUCUUGUUAAGCUGAAAAAGAGUGUCCUUAAUGGCAAUCAGCACUUGUAAGAUUACAUAUUGAUGCAUUUUAUUUUUGGGGCUUUGCGUGCGUGCGGGUGCGUGAAAGAGAGUCUGCCUGUAGCGUGCCAUGACAUUGCUUUUGCACAUCCCUUAUAUUGGCUUAUUUAAUUAUUAUUCUUUUCCCCUUUCACACACUUGCUCCCUCCCUUCCCUCCAUCUCCCCCUGAACUGUAGAGUUGUGGAAGGAGUAACGCUUGGUUCAGGGUGGAUUGGUGUAUUAUUUCAGUGCUGUUUGCAGCUUCCUUUAGUUGUUUGAUGCCUUGCACUUAGCUGUCAAGGUUUGAGGAUUUGGGGUAGAACUGAUGAGGAAAAAGUUGCUUUCAGCACUGCAGGAUGACAAUAUGACAAUGAAAAGCGUGUGUAUGUACACACGCAUACGCGUAUGUAGUGUGUGCAGUCUACACACCCACACAGCAGGCCCAAUUCUUAACUGUUACACAGGUGUAGCAAACACCUGCGUCUGGGCCAUAGCAUACAUCUUUUGUUUUAAAAGGGCAUAUAAAUAUUAUAUAUAUAUAUAUAUAUAUAUACUGUAUUAUGCAGUGGUUACCUUUUAGUUUGCAGGAACAACUUGUAUAACUAGAAUUCUAUGGUGGAAGAAAUCCAACAAGGGGAUUAAAAAAAAGGGUAUGGAUAAAUUCUGGGUAUAAAUACUCAGACUAAAAAAAAAAAGGCAGUUUUGCACAGUGCUUUAGUCUUGCACUAGUUUGUUUCUCACUUGCAAAAAAAAAAAAAGAAAAAAAAUAAAUCUGUGGGCUGAAGGUAAGACGACCGUUUAUUUGAAAAGGUACCAGUAACUUCUUUGAAAUAUAAAGCUAUAAAAAGAUGCUGUUUGAACCAUACAGUUCUCUUUUAUAUCCUCAGUAUUUCAAUUGUACUUGCAAAUUCUACAGUCCUACCGAUACCCUCCAUGUUAUUAGUAAUACUUUGUUCCUUUUUGUUAAAGGCAGAUAGAGUGUACACUCUGCUAGGAAGCUAACUUUAUACUUAUUUAACACUCCUACUUGUGGUCAUUAAAAUGACAUGUAUGUAGCACUUUAUUGCAGGAAAAAGCAAAUGCGGAUUGGUUGUAUAACCUUUGUUAAUCUCAAAAUGCCAAGAGUGAUCUUAAGAGAAGCUAACCGACUGUUAAUUGACUUGUGUUUCUUAGACAACUUAAUAUCCAGGAAGAAAGAUCAGGAUUAAAAAUACUCUGCAUUAAAAUUGGAAGUAUAAAAUAUGAAACAUUUCAAAAUUACCAUGUGACUUACAGGAAUGCUUUCUUACUGGAUUAUUGUUUUCCAUGGUGUCUCUUGGAUUCGGAUCUCGCCGUCUUUCACCAGGUAUUAGAAAUGUCUGACCUAGCUUUUGUCAGAGUCCCCUCUCUGUCCCUUGGCCGAGCCACUGUAGGAGGUGCCCUGAGUCACAUCUACCGUGCUAUCCACCCACCCUCAUGCUGCCCUGAAGGAACCUCUUCUGCAGGUUGUUGUGGGACGGGGGGAAUCCAACAGGCCAGUUGGAGCCAACCCCUUGUUCGUGACAGCACUAAAGCAACGCCCCAGUUCAGGAAGGCACUUCUGGUCCACAAGGGCUCUUAGCCAUAUGCACAACUAGAAACAUAACUCAAUUUUCAUUAGCUCUUAAAUGAAGCUUGUGUAGAAAUACUUUUUUGAUGCAAAACUUGCAUCCUUUAACCUGUUUGCAAGAUUCCUACAUUUGUUUUGCACUGAGAUGGCCAAACAUUCUCCACUAUCAUGACCAAACUCUUCCUGUUGGGGGAGGACAUCCUGAUCUGUGCACUCCUGUUAACAUACUGGAAGCUAUUUACAAGGGGGAAAUAUCAAAAAUAGUAGCAGAUUAUCAUUUGGAAUUACUAAUUAAAGGACAGAGAAGUCCCACCAUUUUGUUUACAUUCCAGCAGACAGUUUUGGUUCUAACGAGCAUGUGGCAGUUCUGUCUGUCUCCACAGUAAAGAAAAGCCAUCUGUUCCAAAGUAUGUAUAAACCUUUGUAAACAACCUACGUAACUCAGGGCCCUGUUUGCCAUGCUUUACUCCAUCAGAACUCCUGGUAACUCCCCACCCCCGGAGUACAGACGACAUAGAAAAUGGUGUAUUAAUAAAUACUCAAAGCAUAAAAAAAUUGAGUAUCUUGACAGCAUGAAAUAUGCAAUCUGCAUCCAGAAACUAUACCAGUUCUUUAAAAUACACUCAAUGCAUAUAUCUCUGACCCCACCAUAGAAGAGCAAACACUUCCAAAUCAAAAAGCUUAUUUUCCAAACCAACAGGUAAAGUACAGCUGUCUAGGAGGAAGAAGUAGGAAUAUUAGUAGGACGCUUUACGUAAACCAAACGGCAGUUUAAAUAGGGCUGGAACUUCUAAGAAUGAGCUGUCAGCAUGCGACCGCCACAUGUUUGACAAUGUUCCACUGAAAUAGUAAUGUUCAAUGUACCUGGGAAAUUUGUUUAGCACUUUGGAAAGGAUAAAUUAAUUCUUUCUGGCAAGUUAUAGAAGUAUUCUCUGUAAGGAAAAGUGUGUUAGGAGGUUUUUAUUUUUUUAAGGAAAAAAAAAAUACAGUAUUUAUCAGAGCUCAUGCAUAUUAAAAUAAUUGGUUUGCAGUUCAAGGCUAAAGAAAGGAAUGUUCUCCAGAGGUUCCCCUACCGACUAAUGACCAACAGUUCUGAUAAAUUCCCCCCCCCACCAUAAAGGUAAUUUCAUACUGGUUUUCACUAUGCAUUCUUUAACAAAAGCUAGUGUGUUUUUCCAUUUGGUAAUUCAGUUAAAGUUCUCAGCACUUUUUUCUUUCUUCUGUCUUUUUUUUUACUUGUAUUAUGUUCAAAUAUCAUUCUGUCAAGGUUUGUGUACAUUAAUAAAAAUUUGUAUUGUAUAAAGCUUUUUGCAUUAUAAGGCUGUACAGGGUCAUUUUGACAGUAACUGGUAUAUUUCUUUGCAUCUUACGUUGCAUUGCCAAUUUCUAGUGUAUCCAGUUUGGAAGUACAAUAUACUCUAAUUAAAAAGGUUGGCUAUA